Mesorhabditis spiculigera is the source of this 480-nucleotide messenger RNA. NCBI's taxonomy places the organism in Eukaryota, Metazoa, Nematoda, Chromadorea, Rhabditida, Rhabditidae. The record is from the annotation of a GenBank genome assembly.
AUGCUGAUCGAAAUCGCUCACCUGAUUUGGCACCCGCUGUUAGCUGUUGGCUUCGCGUUGGUGGUUGGCGUGGGUUGUGGGAAGAAGGGCGGGAAAACGCAGGCUACCCCCGCUGAGAAUGUGACGUUUGCCGUGGGCGCGCCGGGCCCAGCACCUGAAACCGGGCAGGAGGUUCAGGAAGAGGCUGUGAAUUCGGCCUCCAGUGCCCCGAUCGACAGCGGCACGGCUCCGGUUGACCCUACACCACGCAGCUUUGGGAAGGAUGACAAGCAGAAGGCCAUCGACCAGGGUCUGUUUGUGAAGAAGACUGCCUACCCCACACUCGAAGACAUCGACAGUGACUGGAGCGAUAAAGAGCAGAACCACGGGACGCCGUCCAACCAGUAUGGUGUCUCGCAGACGUGCCCCACAGCAUCUACUGGGCCAGCUGAGUCGUCGACGAUCCCCGACUGCCCCCGGCCCCGACGCGAGGAUGAAUUU